UCCUAACUGUUUAAUGACUGAAUUGCAUCUUCACCCUGCUUUGCCACUGCAAGUCUGGUGUUCUGUGUCUGUGAUACUGAAACGUUCUGUAAUUUGUCAUUUUCAAUUGUCAGAGGUUUGAUACUGAUAAACGUAUGUCUAGCAUCAUUGCUCUGGUGUACAAUAAUGUUAUUUGUUGAAUUGUCUUUAAAUGUGUACAGAUCAUGAGAUGCCUUUAGCAAAUCUACCAAAAGGAAAAUGUAAAAUUAUGUAUGAAUUAUUGAAUCUUAUGUCUGAGUUUGACUGUCAUAAUGUAAUGUAAUACACUGUUGAGUGUUAAUUACAUGUAGGCUUAGCAUUAGUUAGAAAUAUAUCAACAAGACUAAUGCACACCUUUUAAAAAAAAUAUACUAUUCAUCCCAAAUCAUGGUUAUUUAUAAGAAUUAAAACAAUUAGAAUUGAUAAUGAUAAUUGACUUUAUUGUGCUAUGUUUUAUUUUAUUUUCAGAAUGUGAUUACACCUGGCUUAAACUAUAUUAUGACAUGGGUACCCCCUCAGGAGCCCUUCCCAGAAAGGUUCGGUGGUUUGUUUACCUGAGCCAUGCCCUCUCAACAUGGGGUGAUCGCAUGUGGGCUUUUGGUGUGGGGCUGUUUAUGGUCAUCAUUUCGCCUGAUGAUUUGAGGGUGACAGCUAUCUAUGGCCUCUCCAUGGGUGGGGCUGUGCUGCUGUUUGGGGCACUUGUUGGUGACUGGGUGGACAAAACUCCCAGGCUUAAAGCUGCCCGCACCAGUCUGGUGAUACAGAACAGCAGUGUGAUCGUGUGUGCUGGCAUCAUCUUUACUGUCAUCACUCUAAAAACAAAAAUCGAGGGGGCAUUGCCAGGCGAUGCCCUUCUCUACCUGAGCUACGCAGUGAUCAUUCUUGUGGCUAUCGUGUCAACCCUGGCCAGUAUGGGGACCAGUAUCGCUGUCCAGAAGGACUGGAUUGUGGAGAUCUGUGCUAGAGACAAAGACAUGCUGGCAACAAUGACUGCUAGCCUGCGUAGAAUAGACCUGAUCAGCAAGCUUGUGGCCCCAAUAGCCACUGGCCAGAUUAUGUACUUCGCAUCACCGGGAGUUGGUGCCCUGUUCAUUGCUGGAUGGAACUUUGUGUCAGUGUUUCUGGAAUAUUUCCUCCUGAAGAAAGUGUACAACCUAUGUCCUGCACUGGCCAAGGAGAAAUCUGAUGUUCCUCUUGAAGAAGACAUGGAUGGAGAGGAGAUGGUCUGUCUACCUGCAAAGCACCUGGAAAUUGAGAUACAGACAAAUGGACAUAUGGAUACAGAAGCUACUGAUGGCAAACCAACCAUGAAUGAUGGCCCCAUCAAUAACCUGACUAGCCCCAAAGACAUGAAUAAAUUAACUAGUCUUUCAGAACCCAGUGAGCAAGGCAUGGGUAACUUAUAUGAUCAACCAGAACCCCGUGAGCAUGACAUGGUGAACAUAACUAGUCAGUCAGAAACCAGUGAGCAAAAUUUAGGUAAAGCAACUAGUCAACCAGAAGCCAGUGAGCAAGAUAUGGUGAACUUGACCAGUAAGUCAGAAACCAGUGAGCAGGAUGUGGAUAACAUUACUAGUCAACUAAAACCCAGUAAGCAAGACAUGGUGAACUUAACUAGUCAGUCAGAACCCAGUGAGCAAGACGUUGGUAACAUAGCUAGUCAGUCAGAACCCAGUGAGCAAGAUCAUCUACAGCCAGCUGAUGAGAGGGAUAUUACAGUUGUUUAUAGACCAACCCAACCCUCUAAGAAACCAAAAAAGGACCAAGGUUGUACGAGGAUGUUUUCUGGUAUUCUUGUGCUGUACCGGGGUUGGCGAGUGUACAUGCGCUAUCAGGUUGCCUUUGCUGGUCUAGGGCUGGCCUGUCUCUACAUGACUGUGUUGGGAUUUGACAAUAUCACUGUUGGUUAUGGGUACACCCAGGGCAUCAAUGAGUCCAUCAUGGGGGUUAUGAUGGCUGCAGGCUCCGUGACAGGUAUUCUGGGAACUGUCCUGUACCCGAUCUUCCACCGACGUAUAGGCCUGCAAAGAACCGGCCUCUUCAGUUACCUAUUUGAGAUCAGCUUCCUGUGUCUGUGCGUCGCCUCAGUGUGGGCCCCGGGAUCGCCAUUUGACCCCACUUUUUCUUUGAUCAAGCGUGACACAACGAAAAACUGCAGUCAUACUGAUGUGAAUUCUGUCAAUACCAUUUCAAAUAAUUCAGUACCCAUGACUAAUACCACAUCUGUGAUCUAUACGCCAUUACAAGAUAAUACGAGUCUUUCUGGGGAAGUGAAGAACCUCUCUGUUGAUAUGAAUAGUACAGACAGAGAGGUAGUUUCAGAGACGUGUCAUACUGGUCCACAUUCCUACAUUUCCAUUAUUCUAUUGAUGUCUGGGAUCAUUGGAGCAAGAUGUGGUUUAUGGAUGGCUGACCUGACCAUCUCCCAGCUGUUUCUUGAGAACGUUCGUGAGACGGAGCGCGGCAUCAUGAAUGGCGUCCAGACAUCUCUCAACAAGCUCAUGGACAUUGUCAAGUUUGUUCUAGUUAUCGCCAUUCCUCACCAGGAACAAUUUGGUUAUCUCAUCCUGGUUUCCUUCGCUUUUAUUUGUUUGGGCUGGGUACUUUAUGCUCGGUACUCGUACAAGGUGCGAGGACAUUUGUUCCAUUUUGACCGUAUAAAGCAGUGUCAGGGACACAAUGGUAACAGACAGAAUAUUCAUGUCAUAGAAGCAGAUGAAGAGAACGUUCAGCCUGCAGUGACUUGACACAAUGGUAACAGACGGAAUAUUCAUGUCAUAGAAGCAGAUGAAGAGAACGCUCAGCCUGCAGUGACUUGAACAUUUGUUGUUUUUCUUUUUUUCUAUGAUUUUAUGUAUAUUUUGUUGGUUUUGCUUCUAUAAUUUUAUACAUAAAUUUGAUUAAGUUUAUUUUACAAAUCAUGACAUGUUGUAUCACCUGUUAAAUGAUUGAUUUUGAAUUGUUUUCGACAGCCUGAAAAAAUAUUCAUAGAAAAUUUAAUAAUUGAAUUUAAGUCUUUUUAGCUGGUCUGUUUUAAAAAAAAAUGCAUUUUUUAAUCCUAAACUCAAAAAGCUUUUAAGAUUAUGUUUUAUUAGAAAAUGAUACAGCAGGCAAUACACAUAUGCAUUGCAAUACUCUAUAAAAGCUGGUUUUUAUAAUUGUCAAUCUAUGCCCUUUGUUCGCUUUAGAUAAAAAGAAUGUUGAGAGUUGACCUCCACUGUGUGGCACUCUUGUUGUGUUCAUGACAAAUUAUUGGAAUAUGUUUUCUUUCAAGAUUUUUACAUGUAAAAACUGUAAAUAAAAUUAUUUUUUACUUCAUACUCAUUCAUUGAAAUGUGAUAUUGGUUUAUGUUAUUUGUUCAUUUCAACUUAUCAAACUAUUUAUUUAAGAACUUUGAUUUUAAACCAUUUGCAAGCGCAUGUUUAAUAAAGAAGAGAUAACCCUGUACCUUGACUGUGAUGUUUGACAACGAUCUCUGUAAUGUUUCAUUGCAAUUUGAAUAUUUAUACACAGUAGAAUGUGUUUGUUUUUAGCUGUUGUUAGAUUUUAAAAAGUAUUCAUUCAUAUCCUGAGCGUAUUACUCGUUUGUUAAGUUGCUUUGUAAUAAUGUUUACAAUAGGGUGCUUUGUUAUCAUGUAAACAAUAUGGUGAUUUUUAUCAUGUUAACAAUAUGUUGCUUUGUUGUAUUGUUAACAAUAUGGUGCUUUGUUAUUAUGUUGACAAUAGGUUGCUUUGCUAUCAUGUUAAAAAUAUGACACUUUGUUUUCAUGUUAACAAUAUGGUGAUUUUCAUCAUGUUAACAAUAUGUUGCUAUGUUGUAUUGUUAACAAUAUGGUGCUUUGUUAUCAUGUUGACAAUAGGUUGCUUUGUUAUAAUGUUAAAAAUAUGACACUUGUUUUCAUGUUAACAAUAGGUUGCUUUGUUAUCAUAUUAAAAAUAUGACACUUUGUUAUCAUGUUAACAAUAGGUUGCUUUGUUAUCAUAUUAAAAAUAUGACUCUUUGUUAUCAUGUUAACAACAGGUUGCCUUUGUUAUCAUGUUAACAAUAUGUUGCUUUGCCAUCAUGUUAACAAUAUGGUGCUUCUUCUUGUAGAACUUCAGGAUUUGACGAACAAGAUUUCAUUAGAAACAAUUUUUAAAAUAUUAUGUAGUAUAGAAUGUAUGUCAGAUACUGACUCACACAGGUCAGAAAGUAUGCGAGUUAUCUGGGUGAGUUAGCUCAUGUAGUAGAGCAUUUGACUUGCCAGCAGGGGGUCCCGGGUUUGAUAUCUGGACUUGCUGCAUCCUGCUCUGAGCCUAUGACAUGAACAUGUUUAUAUCAGAAAAGUUGUUGAAUGUCAUUUAAUAUACCGGUGAGCACAUAUGAAUCAAUAGAAGUUUUACUUAAUACUUAAUUUCUUAUGUAUGAAAUAACUUCCCUUAUAGAUUUCUGUUCUUGAACAUUUUAGUAUAUUGGAUAUAUAUAUAUAUGAUUAUACAGAGGUUGUACUUCUCUGAAAUGUUCAGCCUUAUGUGAUGUUUUGUAUAUUUUACUUACAUUUAAAAUCUCACUGUACAGAAGUUGAUCUUUAUAGUAAUUUUCUAAUCGUUUACCAUGUACAAGUUUACUUUUCUCAUGUUAAAAUUCUCACAGAUAACACGGGUCUUUGUACAUGACUUUAACAUUGACGUUUUGUUGUUUGCUGUUUAGUGCACAUCUGCAAGUUUAACUUUUUCUUAUUUUAAAAAUCUCUACAAAAUAAACUGUGAGUCUCAUUAUUUAGAUGCAUCACUCAAUACUUUGUAUCAAUUCAAUAACUAUUCAUUAACCAUCUCAGUCAUCAAAAUUAGACUCUUGGAUGGACAAGCCCGAAUUCGUAUACAUGUAUUAUUGCUUGGCAUCAAAUUUCUUAACAAGCCUUAUGCGGGCUUGUGUUCAUUUCAACCACUUCCAUCUGGGAGUGGGAUUUGUAAUUGGUCCCAGUUAACUAUGUAAUAGGAAUUGAAUCUAUUUAUGAACAGAUGUAGAAUGAAUAGAAUGGAAGGAUCACUCGAAAACGUUUUUGCCUUAUGUUUGUAAUGCAUGUUUCGUAUAAAUUUAUGAUAUUCACCUCAAACAUGACCAAUAUGAGUUUUAUAAUUGUCUUUUCAGGUCAAUUUAUUAGCCCUACCAGGGGGAGAGAUGUAUCUCAAACACUUUAAAAGCAUUAUUACACUUUUAAUCGAGCCAACUUGCUUUGAGCUAGACAUAGUUGUCACAAUGGUGAUUUCUUGUAUUUGCGUGCGUGUGUGCCUCUGUCUGUCUGGACUGAAUUUGUCCGGGCAGUAUCUUGACCAUGCAUUAUAGGAUUUUCAAAAAAUUUGCCAUGGAGAUUCACCAUGCUGCAUGGAAGUGUUGCAGUUCCACAUAUUGUUCAACUCUAUGUUAUUCUGUUUUUCAAUUGCAUGGAAGAGCAUUAUGUCUGUGUUUCCUUUAGUUCUGAAUAGGGUAUAAAAAUGGGAUCAAAAACUUUAUUUGACAGUAGUAGUUUUCAUUUUUUUAUAUCUGAACAUUUCAGAUGGUUUGCAGUAUUCAAUUGCCAUGGAAAUAAUAUUGUUUAACUCAACUCAUUUAUUACAAUGUGAUCAUUUAACAUGAUGUUCCUUAAUGUCAUAUGUACCUUUUAUGUUGCCCGUAUAUAGCUGUAUUUUUGCACAAAAAGUACAAGAACCUGUUUAAUAUAUAUAAUGUGCUUGACAUGUUUCUGUUUUUGUCCGAGAUCUACUCCCCAAAUAGUUAUGUUAUCAACUGCAUAAAUAUCUUUCACCCCCUAUUUUGGUACUGGUCAUUUUAAGUCGGAGAACAAACCUGAUAUACUGCUGUAAUAUUGCAAAUGCUAUUACCUUUAUACAUUACUGCUAUAUCAUCUGUUAUCUAUUCCAUAUUUGUUCAUUUGCACAUGGAGGUUGUACAAAUAUCAUAAUUUUGUUAAUAACUACACUGGGUCAUUCAGAAUUUGAAAUGUCACUUUUUUUGAAACAACAAUAAAAAGUAAAAAUCU
Mya arenaria is the source of this 6039-nucleotide messenger RNA. Its product is annotated as solute carrier family 40 member 1-like. Gene Ontology annotation, molecular function: iron ion transmembrane transporter activity. Lineage: Eukaryota; Metazoa; Mollusca; Bivalvia; Myida; Myidae. Bases 444 to 2765 code for a protein of 773 amino acids. The transcript is spliced from 8 exons. Gene Ontology annotation, biological process: iron ion transmembrane transport. The record is from RefSeq and is a predicted model, not a curated record. Gene Ontology annotation, cellular component: membrane.